Messenger RNA from Brugia malayi, 1245 nucleotides. RefSeq lists its product as uncharacterized. The transcript is spliced from 7 exons. Gene Ontology annotation, molecular function: serine-type endopeptidase inhibitor activity. The record is from RefSeq and is a predicted model, not a curated record. NCBI's taxonomy places the organism in Eukaryota, Metazoa, Nematoda, Chromadorea, Rhabditida, Onchocercidae. Bases 1 to 1245 code for a protein of 414 amino acids.
AUGAUCAAUCAAACAAUCACAGCUGCACUGCUUCUUUUUGCGAGUUUUCAAUUUGUAGUGAUAUUUGGAGAAAUUUCGUCGACGGACACUGCACAGUUCGACUUCGCUGUUGCUUUGAUAAAAGAAAUAGCACAGAACGAUGAAUCAACGAUUUCAUCCCCUGCUUCAAUAUCAACCGCACUCUUUAUGCUUUAUCUCGCAGCUGAUGGUGAAACCAAGCAAAAAUUGUCGGAAAUUCUUGGAAGAAAUGCAAGGAAAACACAAAUUCAAGAAUAUUAUGGUAAAUUAUUGGCAAGUAGCGAUGGUACAAAGAGUAAAAGUUAUAUGCUAAAUAUAGCAAAUCGUUUAUAUGUACCAAAAGAAUUUUCAAUAAAGCCGAGCAUUCCCCAUAUAUUUCAAUUUUAUUUUGGCGAAACGCUACAUAGAUUCAAUGAUGGACGAAGUGGUCAACUUAUUAAGGAAAUUAAUAGAUGGGCUUCGAAAAACACCAACAAUAGGAUUGUGGACUUGAUGGAAACGACCAAAAUUAAUUCACAAAAAACCAAAAUGCUACUGCUGAACACAAUUCACUUUGAGGCUGUUUGGAGGAAACCGUUCUUCACCGAUAAAACUCAGAAUGAAAUGUUUCAAGUUUCUAAAAGCAAAAAGAUUAUGAUGCCAAUGAUGCAAUUAAAUGCAGUACUGAAGUAUUACGAAGACAAACUUGUACAAGUUGUCAAGCUUCCUUAUGUCAGCGAUAAAAUAGAAAUGGUAAUUAUAUUGCCAAAAGCUCGUUUUGAAUUACAUAAGGUUCGCGAAGAGAUGACAGGAAGGCAUUUAAGACGGUACAUUGAAAAUGCUGUGCCAACUAAAGUAGAGCUAAAAUUACCAAAGUUCGAAUUGCAACAAAAGUUGGAUUUGGAGGAUGUUUUGAAAAAGAUUGGCAUCACAUAUAUUUUCAGUAAAAAAGCUAACUUCAAUGCACUUAGUGACAAUUCAGUUUCUAUUAGCAAUAUUAUACACAAAACUUCAUUUGGGGUAAAUGAAAAAGGGACGGAAUCUACGAAGGAAACUGGAUUCAAUUCUCCAAGUUUCAUAUUUCCGUACAGUACUGUGUUCAAUGCUAAUCAUCCAUUCCUGUUUUUUGUUAUUAGGAAGUCUCAAGAUGUUCUGUUUGCUGGUGAAUGUUGCAAGAAAACAAAUAAGCAUAUAAGUUUUACGGAUGAUUCAAAAAAUUCGCUGUAUCAAACGUUGUUUCUUAUUUAA